GACAGGAAGAAUUUCUAUCUUGAAAACUGAAAAAAAAUGAUUUAAAUUUUCAUUGACGAUGAUGAUUUUGAUGAAAAAGAAUACCAAAUCUUUCUACAUCUAUCUAAUGAUAAUAAUGAUUAUUAUAAUGAUAAUUAUCAUUGAUGAAUGUAAUUGUCGUCGUGGUAAAAGUAGCCGCCGCCGUAAAAUGCGUAAACAAAAUUCAAAAUUAUUAUUUCAUAAUAGUAAUUCAAAACGUGCCGAUUAUUAUAUGAAUGUUGAUGGUGCACAAAUAAUACGAUCAUCACAUUUUGAUUAUGAAUUCUAUCUUGGUCAUAAAAUUAUAUUCAUUUGUGUGGCUACUGGUGAUCCAUUACCAACAAUUACCUGGUUUAAAGAUGGUAUCGAAGUGGAUAAUAGUUUCAAUACUAAUCUACAUAUAAAUGAAUGGAAAUUUGGUGAAAAAGAAAAAGAAGCACAAAUAAAAAGUAAAUUAGAAAUUGAUCCAGCCAGACAAAUGGAUUCCGGUACAUAUGAAUGUAUGGCAAACAACAAAUAUGCAGUGGAUCGAAAAAAUUUUAAAGCCGAUUUUUAAAAAAUGUCAAAAAAUUCUCAAAUAUUUACCUUCGUUCAUUUUUAAUAAUUUGAACAUAAUCAUGUGAACGUGAAUAAUAACCAUCAUUAGUAAUUGUACCCCAAAAAUUUGACCAAUAUUCUUUUGGUCGAACUAGCAUUGGUGCAAUUA
Messenger RNA from Dermatophagoides pteronyssinus (European house dust mite), 724 nucleotides. Its product is annotated as immunoglobulin domain-containing protein oig-4-like. Gene Ontology annotation, biological process: synapse organization; homophilic cell-cell adhesion. The record is from RefSeq and is a predicted model, not a curated record. Lineage: Eukaryota; Metazoa; Arthropoda; Arachnida; Sarcoptiformes; Pyroglyphidae. Gene Ontology annotation, molecular function: axon guidance receptor activity. Gene Ontology annotation, cellular component: neuronal cell body; plasma membrane; axon.